Molecule: messenger RNA, 1633 nt
Organism: Coccinella septempunctata (seven-spotted ladybird)
Lineage: Eukaryota; Metazoa; Arthropoda; Insecta; Coleoptera; Coccinellidae
Product: WD repeat-containing protein 20
Exons: 1
Coding region: 135-1433 (432 amino acids)
Molecular function (GO): protein binding
Source: RefSeq, a predicted model, not a curated record
CCUAUUGUUCUAAACGCCAUUUAAUGUUUACAUUGCUAACCUCUUGGUUAGAUUUUUCCAUUGAACUCAUAAAAUUCAAUGGGGUAAUGCGACUUCAUAAUUCAAAUGAAAGCAUACUGUGAAUCAAUUUCAAAAUGUCGAGGUCUGAUACAAUGUGUACACAGUCCCUGUUGGAAGCAGGAGAUAGACCUCUUGAUCGUUCACUCAGUGAACCUGGGGAUGUCAAGACACAGUUUGCUACUAGAGAAGGAACUUACAGACUUAUGACGCUCAGUGAAUACUCUCGUCCAAAUCGUGUAGGUUAUCAGCAACAAGGGCAAACACCACCCCAAGUUAGAGUUUCAUUAAUAACUUUGCCAGAUCAAAGUGAAAAAAUAUGCUUCAAUCAUGGUAGAGAAUUAUAUGUUUACGUUUACAAAGGAAUCAAGAAAGCAGCUGAUCUCAGCAAGCCUUUAGAAAAAAAAAUUUAUAAAGGAACAAAUCCUACUUGUCAUGAUUUCAAUUCUUUUUCUGCAACUGGUGAUAAUUUGAGUUUGCUUAUUGGUUUUAGUACAGGCCAAAUACAACUUAUUGAUCCAUUCAAAAAAGAAGUUAAUAAAUUGUUUAAUGAAGAGAGACUCAUCGAUAAAAGUAGAGUUACUUGUUUACGUUGGGUUCCCGGAAGUAAAUCUUUGUUCUUAUCUGCUCAUACUUCUGGUCAGUUGUAUGUAUACAAUGAAGAAUUACCUUGUGGAUCGACUAUUCCUCAUUACCAACCAUUCAAGGCAGGGGAAGGCUUUACUAUAAGUACAUGUAAAACAAAGUCAACUCGAAAUCCAUUAUUUCGAUGGUUGCUUGGUACAGGAGCUGCUAUUAAUGAGUUAGCUUUCAGUCCUGAUGGUGGCAAACUAGCGGUUGUAUCUCAAGAUGGACUCUUGAGAGUAUUUCAAUAUGAUAGUAUGGAUUUACUCGGAACUGCAAGAUCUUACUUCGGUGGUUUGUUAUGUGUAGCAUGGUCAAAUGACUGUAGGUUAAUUGCAGUUGGAGGCGAAGAUGAUUUAGUGACUGUUUUUUCUAUGGAGGAAAAGAGGGUAAUAGCAAGAGCUCAAGGACAUAGGUCCUGGGUUUCUGCAGUUUCUUUUGAUUGGUACUUGGAAACUGAGGCUUGUUAUAGAUUUGGCUCUGUAGGACAUGAUACACAAAUAUGCCUUUGGGAACUUCCAGAAGAAGCCCUUGCUCCUCCAAGGCCAAGAGCUGCUAAGAAAAGAGUGGAUCCAUUGCAACUUGUUGGUACACCUGCAUGUCCUAGAUUGGAUGAAUGUCCUACACUUGAACCCUUAGUCUGUAAAAAAAUUGCUCAUGAAAGACUGACUUCGCUUAUGUUUCGACCAGAUUGUAUUAUAACUGCGUGCCAAGAUGGAUAUGUGUAUACUUGGGCACGCCCACCUUCUUGAAUGUAUUAUCAAUGUAUCAGUAAUUAUUUAUAUAUAAAUUAUUAUAUUUUCAGAUGAAUUGAUGUUGACCAUUUCUAAUAAAUAAAAAUGCUAUCCAUGUAUGUACAUUGGAUUUAAUUCAACAUGAUUAGAUGUAAAUACUGAUUUGAAUUAUUCUGAUUCUUUAAGUUUUCUAGUGGUAAAUAAACAAAGAUAAAAUA